This is a messenger RNA of Oncorhynchus masou masou (cherry salmon), 3150 nucleotides long. Its product is annotated as Krueppel-like factor 4. Gene Ontology annotation, biological process: regulation of transcription by RNA polymerase II. The record is from RefSeq and is a predicted model, not a curated record. The transcript has 6 exons. NCBI's taxonomy places the organism in Eukaryota, Metazoa, Chordata, Actinopteri, Salmoniformes, Salmonidae. Gene Ontology annotation, molecular function: DNA-binding transcription factor activity, RNA polymerase II-specific; RNA polymerase II cis-regulatory region sequence-specific DNA binding. The coding region runs from base 506 to 1690 and encodes 394 amino acids.
GGCCCGCAUGCCGCCUGUUGCCGAACCCUGGACAAGAGCGACAUACCAUCGAAGACGUACAGUAGAGGGGAGUGUCCCCUUUCCAGCGCGCGCAGUGUUGUUCCUGUCCUGCCUGGCUGUUGCUCAGCAACACGAAGGCGUGUCCACCAGCGAUGAUUUAAGCGGUAGGAAACCCUUGCCCGCUGUCACUUUGUCAGUUCAGUCUGUUCUCUAGUCCAUGCAUGGAAGUGGAAUUGCUAAGGAGACGAGGGAAUCCCCCUAUAGUGUCGCCUCACUCCUGAUGAAUUUGCAUCAACGUUAUUACCAAGCUUGUUUUUUAUCGGUCUCAGUCUGCCUGUUCCAUUCGCUGCGUCCACAAGCAUGGCUUGGAGUGAAGUAUAGCGCCACAUCAUCUCGGACUGUCAACCCGUGAAGAAUACACAACUGAUGCUGUACAACAAACGGUGUAUUUACCAGAAGAAAUUCAUCAGAGGAACCAGGCAACCCACCAAGUGACUUCGACAAUAUGGCAUUGAGCGGGACGCUUUUGCCAUCCAUAUCCACAUUUGCAAGCGGCCCGAAUAUCAAGAAUAAAUCUAUGGGACAUGCGAAUUUAAGAUGGAAGGAGGAUAUCUCCACUGGCAUGACCAAGAAAGAGCCUGAAGAUCUGGACCUGCUAGACUAUGACUUUAUCCUGUCCAACACUAUGCUACAACAGCAGGCUGAAGCCAUGGCAGCAAGCGGGUCCCAGAACCUGUCCCCUUCCCCGGGCUCCUACUCCUCCUACCAGCUCCCCUCUCCCCAGGACUCUGCCCACAGUGACAUGCUGUACACCAUCCCUGACAUCAGCGACGUGUCCCCCUCUGGGGGGUUCGUGGCCGAACUGAUGAGGCCUGAAUUGGACCCAGCAUACCUCCACCCCACCAGCCUCCAUGGCAAGUUUGUGGUGAAGACCACCAUGGAUAUGGCAGAAUACGGCCAAAGCAUUAAUGUGAUUAGUAAGGCCGGUGUUGGUGUCAGUGCUGCCACGGACCCCUCCUCCUUGCCUUUUGUUUGUCAUAUGAUAAAGCAGGAGAACCCCAGCAUGUGCAACAUCACCCAACCCAUGGAUCUCCACCUUGGGGGGGUGAACUCACACUCCCAGCCCAGAACUGGACAGAGGCCCCACCUCGACCCCCACGGUUUCUCCCCAGGGGGGUGUCCUAUGACAGCCAGCCGGUCAGCUUCAUCUCUGUCUCCAGACCACCACCCUUCCAGCCAGGUGUUAUCCCACCCCCAGAUCCCUCUGCCUGGCCAGGGCUACCACCACAGCUCUCCGACAAGCUACUCGCCCUUCCCUCAACAGCCUGGGUCUCUACGGUACCAAGAGCUCAUGUCCCCGGGCGGAGACUGUCUACCGGAGGAGCCCAAACCCAAACGCGGCCGGCGCUCCUGGCCCAGGAAGAGAAUCGCAACACACACGUGUGACUACGCCGGCUGUGGGAAAACCUACACCAAGAGCUCCCACCUCAAAGCACAUCACCGAACGCACACAGGAGAGAAGCCUUAUUGUUGUGACUGGGAGGGCUGCGGCUGGAAGUUUGCCCGUUCAGACGAGCUCACACGGCACUACAGGAAACACACGGGGCAUCGCCCCUUCCAGUGUGCCAAGUGUGACAGGGCCUUCUCAAGGUCUGACCACCUGGCUCUACACAUGAAGAGACACCUAUGAGACACUCACUGGACACCAUGGACCAAUACUAAAAUACUAUAAAUAUUAUUAAACAGCGACCUGAACUUGUGACUUACCAAUAAACAUUGCCUUCUAGCCAUCCAUUGUCAAAGCACCAAUACAAGCUAUGUGUUCUGGCAUUUGACAAGACCCCUCAGAACAACCUAUUUUGUGGGACAAAACUGGAAUUGCUCAUCUAUUUAUCGACAAAACCUGGAGGACUAGGUGCUAACGUAUGACUGGAAAUGUAUUAGCAGAGAUUUACAGGGACAGCCCUAGCCACUAAGCGACCACCAUUUUUUAUUUUUUUUUUGUCUGAAGAUUAUGAUGAUAAUUUUUCCUAAAAUGUAAAUUGCCUUUCACAUACUAAUGGGGGAGGAAUCAGAAAGAUCACAUACUAAUGGGGGAGGAAUCAGAAAGAUCACAUACUAACGGGAGAGGAUUCAGAAAGAUCACAUACUAACGGGAGAGGAAUCAGAAAGAUCACAUACUAACGGGAGAGGAAUCAGAAAGAUCACAUACUAACGGGGGAGGAAUCAGAAAGAUCACAUACUAAUGGGGGAGGAAUCAGAAAGAUCACAUACUAAUGGGGGAGGAAUCAGAAAGAUCACAUACUAACGGGGGAGGAAUCAGAAAGAUCACUACUGGAAUUAUUUGCAUUAUAAGUCAAAACUUUCUCAGAGCAAAGCUCAACUUGCCCGACUGCUAUAAAUGCCAUACAUUAUCUGUCUUUCAGUAAAAUCAUGGGGAGGAACCAGAAAGAUCAGUUUCAGGCUACUGGAAGUCUUAGCAGUUUGGUUGUUUUCACUGCAAUAAUGGGUCAACCUCAGAGCAGGCGCGACUGUUCAGUUCACUUGACCCUGGCCCUUGAUGUCAUUCCCUGCAUCGGUUACCAGGGAAACAAGAACCUCGGACAGAACACAGAAGUGAAGGAACACAUCCUAAGAGGCCUUCUCCAUUCAAUCAGAAACAGUCCAUUUGUCUUUGUGAAGUUCAUACUGUAUUAGACAUUUAUAUUUAUAAUACUCUAUUCUUCCAAGCCAUUGACUUCAGGUACACUUUAAAUGUAUAUGUUACAGGAUGGUGCUCCAAGACUUUACUAUGUUAAAAGGUACCAAAGAAUUUGAAAAAGAAAACCGCUGAGAAUAUCAAAGUGUGGUGGUCUUGUCUGUGAGUUUCCUGGAGACCUCUUUUCUUCCACAAUUUGACUUUAAUCAGGUGAAUGACUUUGCUCCUCAUUGGUGAUGGCAAUCUCUCAACGCGCUGUGGUCGCAAAGUGCAAUAAUGUUAUAUGAGACAUUCAUAUUAUUUUUUUAAAGAAAUGAGUAACUCUGAACAAAGUUUUUUUUUGUUUAUAGACAAAAUAUGUUAUAUAAUCUUGAAUGUUGUACAUUUGUAAAUAAAAUGCUUUUAAAUGUUUUGUAUUGUAUUGUACAACAUAAAGAAUAAAAUAUAUUUGA